UGUUUAAAGACAUUUUAGCUGGAAGAUGCUAAUUAUCAAUGAGGAGAAAGUGACACCUGAGGAGUUCAUUUUCCAUCUUGGUCCUUGGUUCUUCCUUUGAACUCCCUCCACCAGGGGCCUCUUUGCCACUUUGUCCCCAUCCCCUACCAUCAUAAAAGAGAGCUAGUCUCUGGCCAGGGCAGCAGAACUUUUCUUUCACAUUUGCCAAGGAGUCCUUCCACUGCUGUUUCAGGGGUAUGGACAACCUGGGAGAGACUUUCCUCAACCUGGAGGAUGGCCUUGAUUCUUCUGACACUGUUGGCCUGCUGGCCUCCUGGGACUGGAAAAGCCGAGCCAGGCCCUUGGAGCUCAGCCAGGCAUCUCCAACUCAGAGCCUCUCCCCAGUUCCUUCUCUGGAGUCCUACUCUGGGGUUGCACUGCCCUGUGGGCACAGUGGAGCGAGCAUUGGCAGCAGCGAUGGCUACAGCAGCCAUGGGGCUGGUGGCCUGGUAGAGCUGGAUUAUAGCAUGUUAGCUUUCCAACCCGCCUACCUGCAAGCCUCUGGUGGUCUCAAAGGCCAGAAGGGCAGCAAAGUCAAGAUGUCUGUCCAACGGAGACGCAAAGCCAGCGAGAGAGAGAAACUCAGGAUGCGGACCUUGGCAGAUGCCCUGCACACGCUCCGGAAUUACCUGCCCCCUGUCUACAGCCAGAGAGGCCAGCCGCUCACCAAGAUCCAGACACUCAAGUACACUAUCAAGUACAUCGGGGAACUCACAGACCUCCUCAACAGCGGUGGAAGAGAGCCCAGGCCCCAGAGUGUGUGAGUUCUGCCCGCUGGGGGAAUCCUACUGGUUCCAGACCUAUGAACAGUCAUA
Molecule: messenger RNA, 854 nt
Organism: Phodopus roborovskii (desert hamster)
Lineage: Eukaryota; Metazoa; Chordata; Mammalia; Rodentia; Cricetidae
Gene: Msgn1
Product: mesogenin 1
Exons: 1
Coding region: 237-803 (188 amino acids)
Biological process (GO): mesoderm formation; regulation of transcription by RNA polymerase II
Cellular component (GO): nucleus
Molecular function (GO): DNA-binding transcription factor activity, RNA polymerase II-specific; protein dimerization activity; RNA polymerase II cis-regulatory region sequence-specific DNA binding
Source: RefSeq, a predicted model, not a curated record